This is a messenger RNA of Solanum stenotomum, 1850 nucleotides long. RefSeq names its product DUF21 domain-containing protein At4g14240-like. Gene Ontology annotation, cellular component: intracellular membrane-bounded organelle. Gene Ontology annotation, biological process: magnesium ion homeostasis. The transcript has 13 exons. The record is from RefSeq and is a predicted model, not a curated record. Bases 180 to 1664 code for a protein of 494 amino acids. NCBI's taxonomy places the organism in Eukaryota, Viridiplantae, Streptophyta, Magnoliopsida, Solanales, Solanaceae.
AAAAAAAGGAAGAGAAACAGAUUUUUAGGUAAUUUGUGGAAGGAAGACCAAAGUAAGAGUAACGGUGUUGUGGACAUUUGGUUGUUUUGUUUUGACCAUCUCCUCCCCUAUUAACGAGUGUACCAAACCUUGAGGAGGAGAAGGAGAAGGAGAAGGUAAAGGAGAAGGGGAUCGGAAGAAUGCAUCCGUUGAAUGCAGUGGCAGUGGUUCGAAUGGCAACGAGGAACGGGGCUGUCCCACCUGGUCUGGGGGCAGAAAUAGCAUUUGGGACGGUGUCAUGGUUUGUCUACGCUGGGAUCUCAUGUGUCUUAGUACUCUUUGCUGGAAUUAUGUCCGGAUUAACAUUGGGUCUCAUGUCUUUGGGUCUCGUUGAACUUGAGAUCCUUCAACGAAGUGGCACCCGCUCUGAGAAAGACCAAGCAGCUACAAUCCUUCCUGUUGUUCAGAAGCAACAUCAGCUUCUUGUCACACUACUUCUUUGUAAUGCUGCUGCAAUGGAGGCCCUGCCUCUAUACCUGGAUAAGCUUUUCAACCAAUAUCUGGCCAUUAUACUAUCAGUAACUUUCGUUUUGUUUUUUGGAGAGGUUAUUCCUCAAGCAAUAUGCACAAGAUAUGGACUUGCAGUAGGUUCUAACUUUGUUUGGCUUGUUCGUAUUUUGAUGUUCCUUUGCUAUCCUAUUGCUUACCCCAUCGGAAAGAUCCUAGACUGUGUAUUGGGACAUAAUGAAGUACUAUUUAGAAGAGCUCAGUUGAAGGCCCUUGUUUCAAUCCACAGUCGAGAGGCUGGCAAGGGAGGUGAUCUCACACAUGAUGAGACAACAAUCAUUAGCGGAGCACUCGAUUUGACUGAGAAGACUGCUGAGGAGGCUAUGACACCCAUCGAGUCAACAUUUUCAUUGGAUGUCAAUUCAAAGCUCGACUGGGAGGCAAUGGGAAAAAUUCUUGCACGGGGUCAUAGUCGUGUUCCUGUCUACUCUGCAAAUCCCAAGAAUGUUAUUGGACUUCUACUGGUAAAAAGUCUUCUUACUGUAAGGGCCGAGACAGAGACACCAGUUAGUGCAGUUUCUAUUCGCAGAAUUCCACGUGUUCCUGCUGAUAUGCCUCUAUACGACAUACUUAACGAGUUUCAAAAAGGUAGCAGUCAUAUGGCUGCAGUGGUGAAGGCAAAAGGGAAAAGCAAAAAGCCUCCCUCACAGAAACCUGAAGCCAACAGUGAAAAUUCUCUAGAAACUGCUCCUCUUCUUAUGAAAAAGGACGGGAAGUCAGAUAAUGUGGUCGUUGAUAUUGACAAGGCUAUACUUCCAGCAGUAUAUACAUCAGGUGAUGCAGUGACAAAUAGUGUGCUUCAUUCAUCAGAUGAUAUUGAGGAUGCUGAAGUAAUCGGUAUUAUCACCUUGGAAGAUGUAUUUGAAGAACUGUUACAGGAGGAAAUUGUGGAUGAGACGGAUGAGUAUGUUGAUGUACAUAAGAGGAUACGUGUGGCUGCAGCAGCUGCUGCUUCAUCAGUAGCACGAGCACCUUCAAUCCGGAGGUUGACAGCUCAAAAGGCAGCUGGAGGCCAAAGUAAACAAGGACAAGCACCUAAGAAGUCGAGUGAGGAAGUUUCCAGCUCAAGAAGGAUACAAGGGAGCAUUGACGAGCCUCUACUGGAAGACAAGAGAUAAAUGGAUUGCUGAAAUCCACCACGUCUAUUUGAGAGCGCAGAGUAUUAUAAUUGUUUUUCCAAUUCAAUUUAUGAUUUUGUGACAACAUAUUUCUUUUAUGCAAAACUUCCCCAUUGUCCAUAAAAUGUACUACUAGUUACUAUGUUCCUCUUAUUGAUUAUGUUCACCACUUUUCGCUUCUCAUAA